AUGAGUAGUAAAAAAAAGAAUAUAUCCAAAAACGAUGAUGGGUAUGAUGAUGUGGGAUGUUUCUGUGGGUGGAUUAAGAAAAAGAGUUCUAAAAAUGUUAAUAUCGAAUAGAGCAGAAUAUCCCUCCAUAAAUAGCAAAGAAACUCUCUAUAUAAAUCUGCUCUUGAUGUUAGCAAUCAUAAUGGUACAUCAUAAUUAAAUUAAUUGAAUUCAACCAACUCUGAAACAUAAACAAAGAACAGUGAUAUGUCCCCUUUUGUGAGCAGUUUUGCAAUCCCCAUUUUUGAGAACAAUUAUCCUUCAAAUUAGUUGUUCUAACUCAAAAAUAAUUAAAGUGGAGACUCAAUCUUUGCUAAAAUCACGUCUACCAAAAUAGAUGUACCUAAAUCUCUGGGUUUCAACUAGGACAUCUGCAAUGAUCCAAAAAUAUCAGAUCAGAUUUCCAAAUAUAUAGCCACUAGAAUUAAAGAUUAAAUUAAUUCAUUAGCUGAAUUUGGAUGUGGAGAUGGAGGGAACACAGUUCAAUUUGCUAAAUAUUUAGACUUUGUUAUCGCCAUUGAUAAAUCUACUGAGGCAUGUUUGAAAACUAGAAAAAAUUGUGAUCAAGAUACUUUAAAUAAAGAUUUUCCAAAUCCAAAAGUUGAAAUCAUUAAUUCUGAUAUUUUUAAAUUAAAAAGACGUUUACCUUUUGAUAGUAUUUUCAUUAACCCUACAAUCAAUACAGAAAAUGCUCAAAUUUGUAAAGAUUUAUUGAAAGAUUGUCAACCUAAUUUGUAACAAUUAUUAAUGAUGAUUUCUGAUUAGAUUGAGAACUUAAUUAUUUAAUUCCCUGCUUAAAUUGACUAUUCAUAAUUGCCUCUAUUACUUAAUAUUAAUCAAUAAUAUUAAAAUAACACUCAACAUAAAUAUUAAUCUUUGGUAUCAUAACACAAAUAACAACAAUCAUUCAUAGCUCAUUGUUCUCUGGAAAUUGAAAAAAUAUAUGUUAAUGGAAUUCACAUUUAAAAUAUUAUCUAUUAUGGUAAAAUUGCAAAUAUAACCAGAGAGGAAUUAAGAUCUAUAUUAAUUACACAAUUAUAAAAUUAAGAAGUUAAACCAGAAGCAAUCUAGAAUCUUAUAACAAAAUUAAAAGAUAAAAUAGGGAGUCUGGAAGUUGUAUAUGAAUUACUUAAUGCUUAGAGUUUUAAGUACAACAUAGACAAAUUUUUAGAAGUGGUUUGUGAUAAAUAUAAAUUAGAAUAUGGAGACUAUGCGUACAUUCUUUAUCAAAAGUUAUCCAAAGAAUUUUCAUAAAACACAUUCAACUAUCAUCAUAAUUUAAAAGAGUCAACCCAUGAAGUAUAGGAAUCUGAAUAUGCUUACAGUCCUAAAUUCUCUUAUAAUUUGAAUGGAUUACAAAUGGAUGACACAAAUUCAAUAGAUGAAAAUGAAGAUAUGGAAGCAUUGGGUUUAAGUUAGGAUGAUAAAAAAUCUAAAUUAAAAUGA
Paramecium tetraurelia is the source of this 1485-nucleotide messenger RNA. RefSeq lists its product as uncharacterized. Gene Ontology annotation, molecular function: RNA cap trimethylguanosine synthase activity. Gene Ontology annotation, biological process: 7-methylguanosine RNA capping; 7-methylguanosine cap hypermethylation. The record is from RefSeq and is a predicted model, not a curated record. Gene Ontology annotation, cellular component: nucleus. NCBI's taxonomy places the organism in Eukaryota, Ciliophora, Oligohymenophorea, Peniculida, Parameciidae. The transcript has 4 exons.